AUGAAGAAUGAUUGGGUAUAUGUAGCCGAGAAAUCGGUCGUAAGAAAAUUAUUUACUACAUCAUUACUAGUAUUAUUAAACCUUUUUAUACCUGUUUUAACAUCACAAGCAUCAUAUCGAAGCAUAAUUAAUUUUUAUUUUUCGGGUGCUGCAAUAUCAAGCUCAAUGAUUAAUUCGUUGUAUAUUUAUUAUAUAAUACAAAUAUUACGUUUAAAGACAUUAUCAGAAUCAAAUUGUCGAGCCAUUUAUUAUCUACAAACAUCAUGUUCAGUUGUCUUAGCUUAUACAAUAAUCGCUAUGCAGGUAAACUUUUUUAUAUGUUUGAUAUCAUCAUCGAAUCAAAAUAAUCAAAAAUCAACGACAACAUCUCCAUAUCUAUCAUCUGGCUCACCAAUAGAUUCCUCUUAUAAUGAUAAAAGUUCACGUUCUAUUACACAUAAUAUAUUUACGUGUACAAUAAAAUUUUUACGUCGUUUCUGUUUUUGUUUUGUAAUAUGUUUAUGGAGUGUUAGUUUUACCGCAACAAUUCCACUAUUAUAUUCAAUUGAUUCAAACGAAAAAAAUCCACAACCUGUAUAUUGUCCAGGAACAUUAAUGACAAUAGCCGAAGAAUGGUUUGAUGAAAGUCGUUUAAUACAAAGUAUACUAUUCUAUUUGAUGCCAUUUAUAAUCAGUUCAUUGCUAACACUGAUAUCAUUGCUCAAAUUAUUUAGUGAUUGUCUAUUAUAUUGUUGUCAAAAUUAUUGUUCGCAUCAUUUUUCAUCACGUAAAACAAGUAAAAAAAAAUUAAUAUCAACAGGAAUAUCCAAGAAACAAAAAGAUGGUUGUGGAUGUUAUUGUUGUCGUCAAAAUGGAACUCUUUCCUAUUAUGAUACACCGCCAUCAAUACAUUAUUCACCUUCGAUGAUGCCUAAUUUAGGAAUUAUUACUAAUAAUAAUAAUACAUCAGUUUCAAUACCAGAUCAUCAAUGGCCAUCACCCUCUCUUUCACCAACAUCUUCCACAUCAUCAUUAUCGAGUUCGUUUUGUUGUUCAUCAACGUUUUUAAAAUUUUUACUUGUUCUUUCUUGCAAUGUGUUAGCUACAAUUUAUCCAAUAGCUAUGCGAUUUUAUCUCGUCUAUUUUUCCAUUUUAAUCCCAUUAAUAUUUGCUGUGUUAAAUUAUUCACUCAAUAAUUUAGUUAUAAAUACCAAUGAUACAGUAUCACCUACUAAAACAUCAUCAAACACAGUUAUAGUACCACCGAAAACAAUGAUCAAUUGUUAUACAACUACAAAAGUACCAAUCAGAGCAGUUAAACAAUUGCGAACAAAAUCUAAUGUAAAUGAAAAUCGAGUUACAUCAGAUCUGCUGCAAAUGAAAACAAUUUCGUCUGCAAAUGAAAAUGCUAACGGAGGGGGGGAAGAUGAAGAAGAAAAUGAUCUAAAUAAUCAACAAUUUUUACUGCCGUCCUCCUUACGUUCUUCAAACUCAGGAACAACAACAACAACAACAGUAAGAAGAGAUAUUAUUAGUAUUAGACAGUGUCAUCAAAAACAAUAUCGUCAAAAUUUGAAAUAG
Molecule: messenger RNA, 1560 nt
Organism: Didymodactylos carnosus
Lineage: Eukaryota; Metazoa; Rotifera; Eurotatoria; Philodinida; Philodinidae
Source: the annotation of a GenBank genome assembly